GCAACCGGUUCAGUAAACGCGCACCUCGCGAUUCUGCUGGAGUGGAGCAGAAAGUAGCGUCACUUUCUUCAUCGUCACAAGGAACAGAACCAGAGUGACAGCUUUCAAACGUCCAGGUCUUCGUUUACAAUGUCGUUUCAAACACUUAUUGAAUAGACAUAACAAUUUUUUUAGUUAUUCUUCUACUUUGAUUCGAUUGUCGAGCGCGGAGAUGAAGUACUGGCGACAGUGCGCAUUGUGGCUGAUAAAGUGCAAGGUGCUUCCUCAGACCCAUCGGGUAACCGGGGACAGUGCCCAGGUAUUUGACUUGGCUCAGACGCUCCGGGACGGGGUGCUGCUCUGUCAGCUGCUCAACAACUUGAAACCACACACCAUCAACCUGAAGGAGAUUAACCUUAGACCACAGAUGUCUCAGUUCCUCUGCUUGAAGAAUAUCCGGACCUUCCUGAAUUCCUGCUGUGAGGUGUUUGGGAUGAAGAAGACUGAUCUGUUCGAGGCCUUCGAUCUGUUUGAUGUCCGGGACUUUGGAAAGCCACCCAGGGGAGACUCAUCGAGUCCUCGUGACAGAAGGAGUCGACAGCACGAGGCGAUGUCUCCCUCCGCUGAACGUGCCGUGAAGGUUCAGAGCCCGACGGGCUCUCCGGAGAGGAAUAAUUGA
Oncorhynchus masou masou (cherry salmon) is the source of this 658-nucleotide messenger RNA. RefSeq names its product guanine nucleotide exchange factor VAV3-like. Gene Ontology annotation, cellular component: plasma membrane; cytoplasm. Gene Ontology annotation, molecular function: protein binding; guanyl-nucleotide exchange factor activity. The record is from RefSeq and is a predicted model, not a curated record. Gene Ontology annotation, biological process: cell migration; regulation of GTPase activity. The transcript has 3 exons. Bases 212 to 658 code for a protein of 148 amino acids. Lineage: Eukaryota; Metazoa; Chordata; Actinopteri; Salmoniformes; Salmonidae.